Solanum pennellii is the source of this 1617-nucleotide messenger RNA. Its product is annotated as zinc finger CCCH domain-containing protein 56. The transcript is spliced from 3 exons. Gene Ontology annotation, molecular function: metal ion binding; mRNA binding. The record is from RefSeq and is a predicted model, not a curated record. Lineage: Eukaryota; Viridiplantae; Streptophyta; Magnoliopsida; Solanales; Solanaceae. The coding region runs from base 244 to 1317 and encodes 357 amino acids.
AGACAAUCUAAUCAUCUGACCGGAAGUUGUCCGAUUUACAGUGGCAUUUGCUAUUUUUAAGGAGAUAAGGUCCGAUGAAUUGACGACACACCACCAUCGCUCCUCCCGUUUUCUUCCAUUUUCGUAAAUCAAGUAUCGUAACACCAUAAUCUGAUCUCUGUUAACUCCAAUUUUGAGUCUUGAGAUUCUGUUUCCUUUAUUUUUGGGAAUUGAACAUUUUGGGUAGUCAGAUCUGCUGUUUAAAUGGAUUUUACGGGUGAAGCUGGUUUUGCUGGAGGGAAUGUGAUCCCCGAUUCCACAGCCGGGGGUGGUGGUUAUGACAGUUGGGGUCCUAAUUUUUCUGACCAGGCAGUUUGGGCUACUGAGGAUGAUUAUAAAGCCUGGAACAGUGGUCCCUAUUGUGAAACCCCUUCCAAUUCCAGUCAGGAUGGUAGGCAUUCACAAAACCGGGCGGGGAGUGAGCCUCCCAACAAGAAGUCAAGGAAUGUCCAGGAUUCAGAUGCUCGCAUUAUAGUCACCAGUAGCUCUAAAGCAAUCGGAAAGAUGUUCUUUAAAACGAAGUUGUGUUGUAAGUUCCGUGCCGGUGUCUGCCCCUAUGUUACUAAUUGUAACUUUGCUCAUGGAAUAGAGGAGCUUCGCAAACCACCACCUAAUUGGCAAGAGAUAGUAGCUGCACAUGAAAAUGAGCGGGGAGUAAUGGUGGAACUGAGAGAAGAACACCAGAUACCAAUAUUGAGCUCUCCUGAUUUACGUGGAGAGUCUCAAAGGUCCGCUAAAGGGAGGCACUGCAAGAAGUUCUACACUGAAGAGGGAUGUCCUUAUGGAGAUAGUUGCACUUUCCUUCAUGAUGAACAAUCAAGGUCUAGAGAGAGUGUUGCAAUAAGUGUGACUCCUACUGUUGGUGGAUUUGGAAAUAAUGCUACUGGAGCAACCCAAAAACCUUCAAACUGGAAGACAAGAAUUUGUAAUAAGUGGGAGACUACUGGCUAUUGCCCGUUUGGCAGCAAGUGUCAUUUUGCUCAUGGUGUGGCAGAACUGAACAAGUUUGGUGGAGGACCUGCGGAAACAGAUGGCAAAGAUUAUGUCUCUGUUCCUCCAGAAUUAAAGCAGGGCGGGGUUCCAUCAAGAGCAACAGAAAGUACAGUGCCCUCAACCAUUCCAGCACUCCACACAGAUGUUUAUCAUCUGGGGCAGGGUGUUCAGGUACAAAGGCCAACUGGCAUAGCAGAUAGACCUGGCCAGAGGUUCUUUCAAAAAUGGAAAGGCCCGGAUAAGAUAAGUAAAAUAUAUGGCGACUGGAUUGAUGACAUCGAAUGAAGGAGUUGUCCUAAUUAGCUACUGAUCUGUUUAGCUAGACACAAAUAGCCAAGGUUUGCUUUCAGCCUUGCAUCCAAAGGAAUUUUACCUAGUGUUUUUUCGCCCCUCUGAAACUUGUUGUAUUAGAGCUACAAAAACUAGAUAGCUGCUCGGCAGUCGAUGUUUAAUCACUUUUCUGUAUUAUUCACAACUUGUUUGUAAGAAUGAUGAUUGGCCAUAAUCUCUAUACUUGAGCCUUUUGUCUUGCAUGGAGAUAUUCAAACAUAAUUUGUAUUUGAACUUGUGACUUGUUAUACCCGA